Loxodonta africana (African savanna elephant) is the source of this 2173-nucleotide messenger RNA. It is a transcript of the gene PTCD2, whose product is annotated as pentatricopeptide repeat domain 2. The transcript has 10 exons. Gene Ontology annotation, biological process: multicellular organism development; mitochondrion organization; regulation of mRNA processing. Gene Ontology annotation, cellular component: mitochondrion. Gene Ontology annotation, molecular function: RNA binding; protein binding. The record is from RefSeq and is a predicted model, not a curated record. The coding region runs from base 39 to 1190 and encodes 383 amino acids. NCBI's taxonomy places the organism in Eukaryota, Metazoa, Chordata, Mammalia, Proboscidea, Elephantidae.
CCUUCCCGACUCCCGCAGUUGGUGCGGCCCACGACAGCAUGGCUGCUGCGUCUCGGCCUUCCAAGCAACUUCUGCUACAGGCGCAGCGAAGUUGGGUGUAUCCCGGUGUGGGCGGCUCCUGCUCCUGCUGCUGCCGGUGUCCUCUCGGAGCUAAACGAUACCUACUAACAGAUGGUAUUAUGAAAUUAAGAGAAUUUCAGCAUGAGAAGGUGACUGUUGCACAUAAUCUCCCUGGCACCAAAGAAACCUAUUUUAAAAACUUGGAAGAGAAGUUGGCCCAGAACAAACUCAUCUUAAAGGAGGAGCUGAAAACCUUGCUUCAUUUGUGUGACUCUCAGGGUGAUAUACAGCUGGCUAAAAAUGUCAUUUACAGGUACCAUGCAGAGAACAGAAAUGUCAGUUUGGGGAAUUAUAAGUUUGGACCACUCUUCAUGAGGCUCUGUUACGAGUUGGAUCUUGAGGAAUCUGCCCUGGAGCUCAUCAAAGACCAGCAUUUACAAGGUUUCUUUCCAGACUCCACAUCAUUCAAUAUUUUGAUGGAUAUGCUAUUUAUCAAAGGCAAAUAUAAAAGUGCGUUGGAAGUACUGAUAGAAAUGAAAAAUCAAGAUGUGAAAUUCAGCAAAGAUACCUAUAUCCUUGCUUUUGCAAUUUGCUACAAACUGAAUAGCCCUGAGUCUUUCAAGAUCUGCACUACAUUAAGAGAAGAAGCCCUAAUCAAAGGAGACGUUCUCCCCAGGAGAGCUUCGUGUUUCGCUGUGGCAUUAGCUCUGAAUCAGAACCAAGUGGCAAAAGCUAUGUCCAUUUUUUCUCAAAUCAUGAAGCCAGAAACCAUGACCUGCAUGAAUUUAAAUAUUAUCAUCCAUAUCCACUCAAAUAUGUUGGAAACCCUGAUGGAGAUACUAAAGGAUGCUGCAAAAGGAAAUUUAUCAAGCUUUGUGAAAAAACAAGAGUUUUCAGAAGAAGUGCUAGCCGCAGUGAGGGAAAAAGUGAAGGAUAUCCCCAGCCUUCGGGCCACGUUCGAUGAGAUCUAUGCAAAACUGCACAUAUCUGGCCGGGUCACCACGCACACUUUGGAUGCUAUGCUGUGCCACGCCCCCAGGGGCAGGACAUCCCACAUGGUGCUGGUAAACAAGAGAACAUUCAACCUUCGGACUUUCCAGCCACUCAGUCAGUCCCUGUUGGCUGAGUAACCCUAGUUUCAAACCACCGAAGUGGAGAGACCCCUGCUUCUAGUCAGUCAUUGGCUUCCUAAGAAAUCAGGCAUCUCAUCUUCAGUGGACAUUAUCCUGACAGUUGGUCUUCUCCCUAAAUCUCCAAGUUUAUUAAAUGCUGGCAUGCUGAUCUGAGAAGUUAAUAAGUGUGCCACUGUGAGCAGCCGAGAUACAAGCAUGCAGAAAACUCAGCUCCCUUAGAAACGAGGCUUUGCCUGUGUAAAGUGCCGAGUAUCCUUGAAGGAAUGUGGACCUGUUUCCCAGUCCAGCUUCCUGUACUAGAGUGGAGCCCUGCAAGCACUAUCAGGAAUGAAUUUCACAUCCGGCUAUGAGUAUGGCCAACUCUGACUGACUGAUUUUCAGGGGAGCAGUUCCUUGCAAAUUAUACCUUUGCUUAAUUUGGGAGAUCUGAAACCCUACUGGAAACCCUGGUGGCGUAGUGGUUAAGUGCUACGGCUGCUAACCAAGGGGUCGGCAGUUCAAAUCCGCAAAACCUAUUGUACCAUGUUGGGAAAGAGCCCAGGAUUUUCUCACUGCUUCUACUAUUUAUAUCAGUGACUCUGUGUAAGGCACUUGAUUCCUCAUUUUUCCAGCUGCAAAAUAAUAGUGCCCGUGUAUAUCUGUAUAUUGAUUUAAAAUUUUCAUCAAGGUUCAGUCGGGUCAAAUUUUCUCAAAAAUAAGAAAUAAAAAGGUUCCUAAAAAACUUCCUGGGAUGAUGUUUGUUUUAUUUUCUCAGAAACACAAACAGAACUGGAAUUUAGCUUUCAGAACUGAUAAGUAAGCCCAAUUUAAAUGAUUACUGCUUUGGUCACAAGCAAGACUUGUGCUUUUCAAAAUAAGUGCCAGUAAAAAUAAGUGCCUCUGUAUUGCCACGUUCUCUCUGUGGGUCAUAAAUAUUUGUUCCUGUAGUUCAUCUCCUUUGUUAAAGAUGUUUUCUCUCUUUGGAUGCCUUAUUUUGUUGU